Messenger RNA from Daphnia pulex (common water flea), 3218 nucleotides. RefSeq names its product radical S-adenosyl methionine domain-containing protein 1, mitochondrial-like. Gene Ontology annotation, biological process: porphyrin-containing compound biosynthetic process. Lineage: Eukaryota; Metazoa; Arthropoda; Branchiopoda; Diplostraca; Daphniidae. Gene Ontology annotation, molecular function: 4 iron, 4 sulfur cluster binding; coproporphyrinogen oxidase activity. The transcript has 7 exons. Gene Ontology annotation, cellular component: cytoplasm. Bases 553 to 1842 code for a protein of 429 amino acids. The record is from RefSeq and is a predicted model, not a curated record.
GCUAGAGUUGCGUCACUUGCGUGCAGCCUGUUGCAUUGCGUUAAUGCGUUGCUUGCACGGUCCUUGCUAUCUGUGUAAGCAUUUGAUUCGAAAUAAGGUUUUGCAUUACAAAUUUGUAUUUUUUUUUAUAUUUAACAAUGUAAAAAAAAAAACCCGAGAUGUUUUAAAAGCAUGCCAAUUCAUUCCUAAAUUCGAAGACUGCGGCCGUGCGCCCGUGCCGUCCCCGUCCGUGCACCGUGCCCGUGCGUCCUCCAAACCGCUCCAAACUGCGAAGCAAAAAUGGGUUGGAAAUUUUUUUCGUAAUUGAAAUCUGAUAACUUUACUUAAAAUAAAUUAAAGUUGCUGUUAUAAAAUACUAAAUAAAAUAUUGAAUAAUAUUGCACAUCUACUUGGCAACUAACAACGAAAUGAAAAUUGAAAACAAACAGACUUCUGCAGUUCUGCUUAACCGUGAAGUGGCUUAACAGUUAACACUCUUGAUCUUGAAUUACAACGAACAAAAGAAGCAUUGAAUUUUGUAACUUACUUAAAACAUCGUGACUUUUUAUAGCGAUGAGGUUUUCGUCUACAUUUUUUUCACGAUGUAGCACUGACAUGUUGGAGAAUUUAAAAACAGAAGCCACAAUGUAUUUCCACUGGCCUUUUUGUAAGAACAUCUGCACUUUUUGCAGUUUCAACAAAUAUAAGAAAGUGGAAAAUAGUUUUGGUAAAAUUAUUGAUGAAAGAAUGGAAAAAUGUCUUAUUAAAGAGACUGAAACAAUAUUUGGGUUUACUGGAAUUAAGAAAAUUAAUUCAAUCUAUUUUGGUGGUGGAACACCUAGUUUAGCUCCCACAACUACUAUAUCUAGAAUAAUAAAUUGUGUUAAGCAAUUGACAAAUGUUGACGAACAAGCUGAAAUAACAAUAGAGUGCAAUCCAUCAUCUUUGAGUAUGACACAGACACUUGAAGAAUAUUUCAAAUUUGGUAUCAAUCGUGUGUCUGUUGGUGUACAGAGUCUAGAUGAUGGAACAUUGAAAGUUUUGGGACGUGAUCAUUCUGCAAAUGACAGUGUGAUGCUGCUAAAAAGUGCCCUUGAUGUAUUUGGAUCAGAUGCUGUGUCAGUUGAUCUUCUCUUUAGGAAACCAGGUGAUACCAUUCAAUCAUGGAAGAAUGAACUUAAUGAGAUACUUAGCUAUAAACCACAUCAUAUUUCCUUGUAUGAAUUGACUCCUGAAAGGGGGACACCUUUGUUUAGACAGCUCCAAUCAGGAACAGUGGUGCUACCAAAUGAAGAUGAUGCAGCCUCUAUGUAUAUACUUGCUUUAGAACUGUUGAAAGAAUAUGGCUUUGAACGGUAUGAGAUCAGUAACUUCGCAAGGGCAGGUUCAUGUGCCCAAUCGUCUCACAAUAUGUCAUAUUGGAAUGGAACGCAGUACGUUGGAAUCGGCCCUGGUGCACAUUCGAGAUUUUUCCCUCUAGGAGCAAAUUCGCGAGAAUCUCGUGUUCAGGCGUUAGAUCCCAAGUCGUGGCAAGAUUUAGUGGAAAGAAAUGGUCAUGCCACACGAUUGUGUAGACAACAAAGCCAAAUAGAUGUCUUGUCUGAAUUAGUAGCCACAUCACUUAGAACCACUAAAGGAAUACAACAAAAGAGGUGGCUUAUAUUUCAACCAGAAUAUUCCCUGGUUGAUGUUUUUGAACAAGCCCCAUCGAUUCAAAUAUUAUUUCUUAGUGGGAACCUUCAGUGGAGCGUCGAUGGCAGUUUACAAGCAACGGAAAAAGGCCUCAAUGUUGUUGACUCCAUUUUACCGAAUAUCUUAACAGUAUUAAAUGAAUUUUAUGAAAAAAAUAAAUUAAAAGUUUAGCCUUCCUUUUGAGAAUAGUUACUGGUUCUUCGUCAUGCACUAUCACUGUAAACUACGUAACAUUGUAUAUUGUAAGUAUUUCGUUCUAGCGUUAUGGUAUUUGUGGAGUCAUUGAAUUUCCCGCAAAAAAUAUAAACAAAAUUCCAAGUAACUCGCCAACUCACCUCCAGAUGGAUAUUGUUAGUGUUAGUGUUGUGUGGCCAGUGUUAUAGUGUUAGCAGUGGUGUAGCCGUGGCAAACAACUGCAACAUCACAUUCGUCUGCAAAAAUUGUGUGUAGCAACAGAUGAAAUGAAGUGAACGCUUUUUCUUAUUUGUUUUAAAAUAAAUUUUGAAGCAUGGAAUCAGCAAAACUGGAUGAAGAAAAGUUAAGAGAGGCUGCGUGCUACGGUGAUCUGGAAGCUAUCAAAACGUUACUCAAAAAAGGUGUAAACAUAAAUUCCCAACAUAGCAUCAACGGCUGGACUGCACUUCAUUGGGCUGCCAAGAGAAAUCAACUUGAUGUUGCCCAUUGCUUACUAACAAAUGGAGCGGAUAAGACUAUGGAGAGUUUUGCUAAGGAAACUCCUGCCGAUUUGUCUACCAGUCCAGCUGUUUUGAAUCUCCUUGGUUCACCUAUGACUAAAGAAAAGCCAGAAGAGUCUGAUAAGAAUGAGAUAACUCCUCAUUACUUAGCACAUUUAAACUCUGGAUACAAAGUUGAUCUUCAGGAACACUCAAGAAUAUCCAUGCCACUUCCUCAUGGAAGAGAUGUGGUCCAUAAAAAAGAGUUGGUAUUUAAGCUUCGAAUUGCUUACUCUACUGACAUAGAUUUCAUUGAAGUUGAAAUUGACAGAUCCGAAUUGAAUUACCAGCAGUUCUUAGCUGUCUGUUGUUCAGAACUUGGUCUAAACUCAAAAUAUGUUGAGAGGCUUCGCAAAUUACCCAAUACCAGACUGAGGAAAGAUAGAGAUAUACAAAGGUUACAAGAUUUCCAGGAAAUAGAAGUGGUUCUUGUUGGGAGUAAACCUAAGAUGGCCAUUGAGUCAGAUUCUCCGAAUAUUGUUGGACCAGCUUUGAAGAAUCAAAAUCAAACUAUUCUUUAUUAGCAGCAACAUUACAAUCUUAAUAUGAGAAUUCAUUCGCCAAGUUUUAAUUCCAAUAAUAUUUCGUUAUUAUUUUCCGUUAGCAGAUUAUUUAUUUGCUUGUUCCAUUUCUAUUUUUCCAAGUUUCAUACGUUUGAUUCUUUCAUAUUUUACAGUUCUCAUGUUAAAUUUUUUAAAUCAUAAAAAUAUUCAGAAUCUCGGUCUAAAAUCCUUUUGAGCCUAAUUGCAAAGAUGUUUGGCCAAUUAUGUACUCUAUUUGCAAGUUGCAAAUAACUUAUUUGGAUGUCCGUCA